GCGCAUGCUCGCUGGUCCACCGACUCGUCACUGCGCAUUCAACAUGGACCCGUCGGAGGAGCGUUUGCGUCGGACGCCUUAUACGAGUAAUGUUAAUAUUCGCCCAUAACGAGCCUUCAUAUUCGAGAAGAAAACACUCCUGUUAACCGGAGGAAAUCUACAAUGUACAGCGUUCAAAGUCAGAGCCCCGUCCUUGGAUAAGUUCUUCAUGAGAUUACGGUCAUGGCUGGAUUGAUCAAGAAACAGAUCCUGAAACAUCUCUCCAGGUUUGCUAAGAACCUCUCUCCAGAUAAGAUUAAUCUGAGCACUCUGAAAGGGGAGGGCCAGCUUACCAACCUGGAGCUGGAUGAGGAGGUUUUGCAGAAUAUGCUGGAUCUACCCACGUGGCUCGCCAUUAAUAAAGUCUUCUGCAACAAAGCUGCCAUCCGGAUCCCAUGGACCAAACUGAAGACUCAGCCGAUCUCUCUGUCUUUGGAUAAAGUUGUCAUGGAGAUGAGCACCUGUGACGAGCCUCGCCCUCCCAACGGCCCAUCACCUAUAGCAACAGCCUCGGGUCAAAGUGAAUAUGGUUUUGCGGAGAAGGUGGUGGAGGGCAUCUCACUCUCUAUCAACUCCAUAGUAAUUCGGAUCAGCGCCAAAGCCUUCAACGCCUCCUUUGAGCUGUCACAGCUCCAGGUCAACAGCGUCAACACCAGCUGGGCCACCAGCGACCUCCGAUACACACGCAUCCUGGACCCUACACGUGGAGAGAUCCUAACCUUUAAGGAAGUGAGUUGGCAGAUGAUCAGGAUCGAAGCGGACGCCAUCCAGAGCACAGAGCAUGAGGUCGUCAGCGCCCCCAUACGCCUCAUCACCAACCAAUCAAAGAUCAGAGUCACUUUAAAGAGAAAGAUGAAGGACUGUAAUGUAGUGGCAUCUAAGCUGAUUCUGAUCCUGGAUGACCUGCUGUGGGUGCUGACAGACUCUCAGCUCAAGGCCAUGGUGCAGUACGCCAAGUCUCUCAGUGAAGCCAUGGAGAAAUCAGCUGCUCAGCGAAAGAGCAUGGCCCCUGACACCACACAGGUAACGCCAGCACCCCCCUCAACACAGCAGGUGCGCACUCAGCAGGCUUCAACCACGGCAGAUCAGAGCGCCUCUAUGGCACGCCUCUUCAACUCUCACGAUGUUCGCGAGACAUCACACCACCUCCAGAUCACACACCUUGACCUUCACAUCUGUGAUGACACCAAUGCCAAGGACAGAGGAAUUAAUAAGAGAUUAGACGGUGGUGCCAUGCAGUUGUCCUUCAGUUCUAUCACCAUUGACUACUACCCCUACCACAAAGCUGGUGAGGGCUGUCUGCAUUGGAUGCAUUAUGGAGAGGCCACAAAGUCACGUGAGACCUGGGCUUGUUCUCUUCUGGAGGAGUUUAAGUCCAAUGUGGACAUGCUUAAAAUUGCAGUCAGCGGCCAGUCCAAAAGUUCCCCCCAGCAUGGUAAAAUCUCCACAAGCUCCAGUAGUUCUUUCUCGCCCUCACCUACACCUAGAACUCAGCUCAUGUCCAGUUCUAUUGUGCUGCGGAUGGCAGAUUUCAGCAUCUAUCAGGUGUCUACAGCAGACCAGUCACGCUCCAGUCCUCAAAGCAUGAUCUCCUGCAAUAAGAAAUCCCUCUACCUCCCUCAAGAGAUGCCUGCCAUUCAUGCAGAGUUCACCGAGUACUACUUCCCAGACGGCAAAGACUAUCCCAUCCCUUGUCCUAAUCUGUACGUGCAGUUGAAUGCUCUGCAGCUGGUGCUUGACUCUCGCAGUCUGGUUUGGCUCAAUCUGUUUGCGCUGGACCUUCUUCAGAGUCUGGAACAGUUUAUAGAGCUGUACAAACUCAAUGACUCCCAGAAACCUGACGAGCAUGUGGAUAUCAGAGUGGACGGACUUAUGCUGAAGCUGGUGAUCCCUACAGACCAGGUGAAGACUCAGCCUGACCAGCCUCGCUCUGUGUCAGUGCAGACAUCUGAAAUGGUGGCUACCAACACACGUCACUCUUCAGGAUGCUCUCGGUCCAAUCUGGAGGCUCUGUUGCAGGCCUUCCAGGAGCAACCCUUCUUUACCUCCCUCUCUUCCUCCUUUCCCCGUGCUCAAAACUCUUUUGCUGUGCUGCAUUCCGUCUUCCUGCGCCAUGCCCACGAGCAGGACACGCGUGUUCAUGAUGUGUACCGGGGCCUCGCCCCACCCUCUCUCUCCACAAAUGCACUCAAAACGCCGGCGGCCACUGACUUGUGGGCCAUGCACUUUUCUCAGUUCUGGAUAGACUAUGAAGGUUCUCGCAGUGGUCGAGGUCGCCCGACUCCCUGUGUGGACUCCUUCCCUCUCACCCUUUGGGUGUGCCAUCCUGCCCGAUACACCCAGCAUCAAGAGAGGCUGAAAGCGGGGGUAGGGUCAGGGCUUUUGCCUCGGAGUGAGUCAGCAGAGAUAGCCAAUCGUCUGCAGAGGAAGAAGCUUCUUAAGGAGUUCUACAGCACUGAUGCAUCACCUAGUAACACCCCAAGCAAUGGUCUCCAUAAACCCCACUCUCUUGAUGGCCUACACAGCCACUCCUCCUCUUCUCGCUCCCUUGCAUCCUCCUCCUCUUUGGCAAGCAAAGUGGACUUGCAGGUUCUGAUUCAUAUCCAGAAGCACCUGAGUGCUCAGGUGAGCCAUGGGCAGUAUGUGUUCUUGCACAGACUGCAACAUGCUGUGAAAUCUCUGCAACGCACUUUACAGCAAGAUCUGGAGCAGUACGGCUCCAAGCGCCAGGGCCCUGUCCAGCCUUUCAGUGCCUGCGUAGGUGUGCUCAUGAAAAGCGCAGAAGUUGCCCUACUCCUAAAGCCCAUACCUCAGCCGGACUCUAGUACAAGCCCCAUUAAUUCUGACCUGUCUCCAUCAGAGAGCAGAGCCACUCUGGAGGCUGGUAGUGAAGGGGGUGAGGGCCCAGAGAGACCCUCAGCUGCAGGGGAGGGAGCUCGGUCAACAAGCUCUGUGGAUCAGCUCCUUUUUGUAGGUACAGAUUCAGGUACACAUGGCAUGAAUAUAUCUCCCCUACUCCCUUCCUCGUCUCCUUCUGCCCUGAGAAAGGGGUCUACAGAUGAGAGGAGUGGCUUGGUGGCUGGAGGAAGGGUGGCGACUGAGGAGAAAAGGGACUUCAGAGAAGGAUAUCUGGAUGGGGAUGGAAGCAGAACUGAAGCCAAAGGGCAACAGAGUGAAACCUUACAACCUCCACAAGGUGGAUCUGUGGUAUUGGAUCCCUUCUCCGACACUUCUUCCGGAGAUUGGAACGAUAAGAGUCAGGGAGGCAGGCUGCCUCAGUCCAUGUCCAGUGGUCGGUUGAUGCAGGGCAAGUCUCAGUCAAGUUUCUCAGUGUCCUAUAAGAACAUGAAGAAAAGCCCCUCACUACAGUCUCUGGAUGACCUCUCUAUAGACAGCUACUCACUGGAAGACUGUGACACCUACAGCCUGCUGGAGAGAGAUGAUGUGUCGAUCUCUGGUUUUAAGGCUCUAAAUGAACCGAAUUCCACAGAAAGGGCCGCUGUGACUCUUGCUCAGGAAGCAGAUGAGGCCCAGUCACCUGAUGCCAUCAGCGCUGCUUCCCAGAGCAUCGACGAGCCCACAAAAGACCUCAUUUCGGUUCUGGUUUUGAAGGUUCACUCGGUCUGUUGCUCUCUGGAUCUGAAGGGUGAUGACACAGCAGUAGCUCUGGAGGUGGGACGCAUCCGGCCCAAUCAGCUCGGCAACGUCAGUUUGCGGCAGUAUCUUAGCAACCGCAGCCUGGGUUUAGUGUCCUCAGCAUCAGUCACUCAGAGUGAUGAAGGUUCUGGAUCAGGGUUGGACCCCAGCACGGUGCUGUUAAAUCCAGAGGUGCAUGUGAGACUGGAGAGCGGUCCAGGAGCUGCGGUCCACUCUCCGCUCGCCAAACAAAAUGGCUUUCUGCAGUGCCGCCUACAGGCCUUCAAUGCUGACUUCCUAAUGACAUCACUGCGAAACCUCGCCAUGUUCCUGGAGGAUGACUCCGCCUCCCAGGUCCUGCCUAUGGAGAUUGCCAUCAAAGAUACACACGUGAACUUAAAGGAUAAUGAUCCCAGUGACAACGCAUCAGAGCUGGAGGCCACGCCCAUCACCCUGCAUAUUCACAAUCUGCUCAUCCAUCGUCAAGACGACGGCUCAUUCAGCAUUGGAGGAGCUGAGCGCGCUGCGGAAUCAAAGCUUCAGAAGGCGGGGCCUGUGAAUGACAGCAAGCUCAGUUCUGUCUCUAAACUUCCUGUGGGUGUGGCCAGCGAGGCUAAAGCCACUCAGACUGCACCUCUGUCACCCACAAGUCCCACCCCCUCUAGUCAUGAACAGCUGCUCAUGGAAGAGAAUGAAUGCUUGAAACUGGAGCUGUCCAAAGCCAAGAUGGCACUAGCUGAAGCCCAGAUGGAGAAAGACUCUCUCCAGCAUCAAAUGAAGACACUUAAACUCACCAGCAGGGGAAGCAACAGCUAGUGGCAGAGUGUGUGCAUACAAAGCUGACACUUGCCACAAGGGGGCAGCAGAGUGCUUGGAGGGGCCCAGCACCGUAAGAAAGCCGAACUCUGCAGACCUGGAUGUAGCUUGGGAGAGGAUGGCGUGCGCUCUCAACCACACUCGGGAUCCAACUUUGCAAUCAGUGGCAUCUGCUUUAAAGAACAGUGUUCUUUACUAUAGUGUACACACAAUACUUUAGUUUCUGAAAACAAAUCCAGUGAAAAGUCUCUGGAUCGCCAGCUGAAUUUCACAGCUUUCCACUCAUUUUAUGCUUGUCAGCUCGCUUGUAGGUUACCAUACAUCAUUUGUGUCCUCUCUUCUAGUUUUUACUAUUUGUUACAGAGUUUGUCAAUUUGGCAUCUGUAGGUGGGGGCUGCUCAUUCAGUCCCCUAAGAUAUCCUCUCUCUCUCUCUCUCUCUCUCUCCAACCAAUCGUAAGCAGUGUAGGAGCACAUUCCACUCUUGACCUCUAAUCCCAGGACAGUCUUACUGAGAGUCAGGGUGUGUGACGUUGAAUGUCAUAUCUUUGGAGGAAUGUCUUAAAAAAAAUGUUUUUGAACUCAUUGAACAAGAACUAAAAAUAACUUAUUUAGUUCUUAAUAAAUUUGUGUUUAUGUAUAGUAAUUGUGAUACACAAGAAUGUUUUGUUAAUACAUUAAGUGUGAUUGAAUUCGUGUGUGAGUGGACAUUUUUACAUCUCAUUGUUACACUAGUGUCUCAAAAAUGGGAAUAUCUUUUUGUAAUUAUAUAUGUUCAUGAAGACACACUACAGGACUUUGUAGAAGUUGAUUGUGUCCUGCUUUAUGGAGAAGAUGUGUUGGUGCAACACUGAUAUUAGUUUAGUAUUUUGGGACAAAACACACGCUGCACCAUUCCACCUUUGUCUUUGUUUCUAGGUUAAUGUCUGCACUGCUACAGUCAAAUGAGCUCAAUGAUUCAUUUUGUAGUUGAUUUUUCUGUUGCAAUUUCACUCGGUUUGAAUAUGCGAUUUGUAACUUGCUUGUCACAUUGUUAAUCUGAUUACCAGCAUUUCUGCAGAAAAAUCAAAACAGUGGUAACUAAACCACAGAGAUGAAAAACAUGCGCUGGAAGAGAUGCAUGGUUUAAAAUCACUCAAAGAGUUUGUAUUUGUUUGUUUUCCAUGGCUUGUCUUAGUUAUGCUUUCAAGAUAGAUAAGCCUCCUUUUGUAUGAUGAAAUGGCCCCACUAUAGGAUGCCAACAUUUUUUAAAAAUGUUUCUUGGUUUUGAUCGUGACUUCUCUCUCUUACUCCAUCCCGAAUUUUUUUUUUUAUUCCCUUUGUUUCUCUCUCUCUCUGUGUCUAUAUAUAUAUAUAUAUCGAAGCCUCUACAAGUGCCUAUGUCUGCACACCUUCUCCAGAGGUUCUGCUCAUUUCUUUUCUCACAUUUUUUUCUUUAAAAGAAUGUUUUAAUGCUCUUCAUACCACAAGCUUCCAUCUGGAGUGAAUUUCUCAGAUGAUUGGACAUGAAAAUGGAGAGCAGAACGACAAACGCCUGAUUGUAGACUAAGUAAAGGGGAACCUGAAUUUUUUCUUCUGUAGUACUAGGGCACAUCCCAACGUCACCUUAGACAUGUCCCAAAACAUAAUAGACACGCCCCACCUCUUUAGCACAAAUGAAAAACAAUGAAGCUCAAUCAAGCAAUCUAGUGAAAUUAUAAUUUCUUGUGUCUGUCAGAAGCUGCUGAAGUAUUGAAACAUCUGAAAUAAAAUGCUGAAAUUAAA
Molecule: messenger RNA, 6253 nt
Organism: Myxocyprinus asiaticus (Chinese sucker)
Lineage: Eukaryota; Metazoa; Chordata; Actinopteri; Cypriniformes; Catostomidae
Gene: bltp3b
Product: bridge-like lipid transfer protein family member 3B
Exons: 22
Coding region: 223-4491 (1422 amino acids)
Source: RefSeq, a predicted model, not a curated record